UCGAGGCUACAGGGUAGCAUGAUUUAGAGAAGGCCGAACUUUGUUUCGGGCCUCUCUGAACUUUCCCACACACAGCGCUGAUUAAUCACGGUCUGCAGAGCCCGUUUUACCGAAGUCUGUGUAGAUUAUACAGGAAACAUUUAGGUGUGGGGCAGCCAAAGGACCGUCCGCAAUUAUCCGUUGCCACGGUAACCUGUUGCCACGGUAACUAUUUGUGUCGUUGUAUUUGCCAUUUGAGGCGAAAGACGUCGACACCGAUGCGUCUGGCUGUUCCUCGUCGAGUACAAAGUUUUGGUGUGUUUUCAGGUCUCAUCUGGCCCCCAGUGAAGAGUAUAAUGUCUGUCCCGGGCCACAGUCCCCAGCAGGGUGACGAAACCAAGCUUAUGAAUUUUGAGGUUCUGAGGAACAACUCUGAGCUCUUCAGAGCAGAAUGCACGAGGCUAAUGCUGGAAACUGACAAAGAAUCCAAACGCAUGCAAAAUGAUGACAACAGGCGACUCGAUCAGCGGCUCAGAGAUAUCCAGUUUCUGAAGAAGGAGUUGGAGCUGAAGUUGGAGGAGAUUAUUGUGGAGAUUGAUGUCCUCAUAGCGUUGCAAAGCAGAGUGGCAAAAGCCCUGGAGGCCUGCACAGAGACUCUGAAAGUCUCCGUGGUCUGUCUGGAGGAGAGCUGCAUUAUGAGUGUGAGAUGUUGUUCUGCGUCCUACAGAAGGAAACAUCUCCCCUCCGAGAGGCUUCAUGACGAGGUGGACAAAGAGCUGCUGAAGGAGAAAGAGGUCAUUGAGGGAGUGGCUUCCCUUCUGCAGAGGGUCACGGAGCAGAUCACUGAGCAGAUAAGACUGGACCGAUCUGCCAAGUACCAGCUGGAGAAGGAUCUGAAGGAGAAAUUCGAGGCUCAGUGCAUCGACAACUCCUGUCUCUUAAUGACCCACCAUUCCAUCAACAACCUGCAGAGGUCCAAAAACACUGAAACUGUUCUGCCGAGCUUGGGAGUGACCCCAAAGCAGUGGGAGAACAUCUCGGACAUCAACAUGACCAAAGCGGAGCAGCAGCAGGCCAACUCUCUGACCCUGCGGGCCCUGGUGGAGUGUCUCCUGGAGCAGACGGCCGCCGACAUGCAGAAGCAGGUCCAGGCCACAGCGGCGGCCUUCCAGCUCAACGUCCGGGAGAUCAAGUCUGCCAAGAGCCAGAUGGAGGAUCAGCUGGCUGCGAUUUUGUCCGAGUUUGCCAGCCAGGAAAGGAUUGGGGAGGAUCUGCAAGUGGCCAUCGCAGAGAGAGAGCAAGUUAUGAGUCUGGCCCAGGCCCGGCUGGCUUUGCGCCGCCAGAGGCCCGGCAAAGAGCAGUGCCAUGAUCCGGCACAGUCCCAGCUCCUGGCCGAGGUCCAGCAGCUCAACGCUCACAUCAGCACACUGCACGAGGCAGCGGCCCAGUCCGACGAGGAGCAGAGGGCUCUGCUUCGCUGCCAGCUGGAGCUGCAGGAAGGCAUCGAGAUGAAGGCCAACUCGCUCUACAUUGACGAGGUCAUCUGCGCCCAGCACAGGGAGCCCAUCGUCAUACACAACUUCUGAGCGUCAGGCAACAGAACAUUUACCAAGAAGUGAAGAUGUACCCUGAAUUAAAGUGGGCUGUAUCACACAAGCUCGU
Molecule: messenger RNA, 1641 nt
Organism: Cyclopterus lumpus (lumpfish)
Lineage: Eukaryota; Metazoa; Chordata; Actinopteri; Perciformes; Cyclopteridae
Gene: tekt1
Product: tektin 1
Exons: 8
Coding region: 258-1565 (435 amino acids)
Biological process (GO): cilium assembly; cilium movement involved in cell motility
Cellular component (GO): microtubule cytoskeleton; nucleus
Source: RefSeq, a predicted model, not a curated record